CGCAGAUUUGUCUUUGCCCAUUUCCGUGAGGGGCUAGAUCAGAUUAGACGGGAGAGCCUACAAUUCAGUCCUGCAUAUAUCAACAAUACGUUGCUGUGUUUAUCUCCCCGUGGCACGGCAGAAAUUCUGUCUUUCUCCGUUCAAAGACAGAGAGAGGAGGGGAAGAGCCUAACGCGAAGCCGGUUUGUGAACAGGAUUUGCCAGAUCAAACUGAGCUUAGCUCACAGUGAGAUUGCAAUACUUUUCUAAGCAAAUAAGGCAUCAUGAAGACUUCAGACAUUUUUCUUCUGCCCUCGGUGCUUCUCCUGUUCCUUUUUAAAUGCUGCCUAGCGCAAAGUGAAUCUGACCUCAUAGUAACAACAAGGUUGGGCCGUGUGCAAGGUGUACGCUUACCUGUUCCAGACCGGAAUCAUGUGGUUGCUUUCUUGGGGAUCCCAUAUGCCGAACCUCCUCUCGGGAAGAGGCGCUUUAAGCAAGCAGAGCCGAAAAAGCCAUGGAAUGAUGUGUUUGAGGCAAAAGACUACCCUAAUGCCUGCUAUCAGUACAUAGACACGUCUUACCCAGGCUUUCCAGGCACUGAGAUGUGGAACCCCAACAGAAUGAUGAGCGAGGACUGCCUUUAUAUCAAUGUGUGGGUGCCUCCUUCCCCUAGGCCACAAAACCUCACAGUGAUGGUCUGGAUAUAUGGUGGUGGCUUCUCUAGUGGUUCCUCCUCUCUUGACGUUUACGAUGGCCGGUACUUGGCAUACACUGAAAAGGUAGUGGUUGUAUCUAUGAACUAUCGUGUUGGCCCUUUGGGAUUCCUUGCACUUAAUGGCUCAUCAGAAGCACCGGGAAACAUUGGUCUUUUUGACCAGAGAAUGGCCCUCCAGUGGGUACAAGAUAACAUUCACUUUUUUGGAGGUAACCCCAAACAGGUGACCAUUUUUGGAGAAAGUGCCGGAGGAGCCUCAGUAGGCUUGCAUGUUCUGUCACCAGACAGUCGCCCAUACUUUACACGUGCCAUAUUGCAGAGCGGAGUUCCUAACACCCCCUGGGCUACUAUUAGCUACGAUGAGGCCCGUCGGAGGACCACCUUGCUGGGCAAGCUGGUUGGCUGCAGUGAGGGUAAUGACACUGAGCUGAUUGACUGCCUGAGAAACAAACAUCCACAAGAACUAAUUGAUCAGGAGUGGCAAGUGCUCCCAUACAGCAGCCUAUUCCGCUAUUCCUUUGUACCUGUCGUAGACGGUGUGUUCCUCCCUGACACCCCAGAGGCCAUGGUCAAUGCAGGAAACUUCAAAAACACUCAGAUCCUGUUGGGUGUAAAUCAGGAUGAAGGAUCUUAUUUCUUGAUUUAUGGCUCACCAGGAUUCAGUAAAGACAACGAGAGUUUGAUAUCACGAGAAGACUUCCUUGAAGGUGUGAAGAUGGGCGUUCCUCAUGCUAAUGAAAUCGGCUUGGAAGCCGUUAUACUUCAGUAUACAGACUGGAUGGAUGAGAACAACCCUAUAAAGAAUCGAGAUGCCAUGGAUGAUAUUGUAGGAGAUCAAAAUGUUAUCUGUCCUUUACUGACCUUUGCAAAGUCAUAUGCCCAGCACACAGCUGUCCAUAUCCAACCAGGAGCAGUCCCAGGGACCCCGGGCUGGGGAAACUCUGGAUCAACAGGCUAUAACAGUGGCAACUCUCAUGGAUCUGUGUACCUUUACUUGUUCGACCAUCGAGCCUCAAACCUGGCCUGGCCCGAGUGGAUGGGAGUAAUGCAUGGUUACGAGAUCGAGUUUGUGUUUGGCCUGCCUUUAGAAAAAAAGCUAAAUUACACAGCGGAAGAAGAGAAACUCAGUCGACGUAUGAUGAAAUACUGGGCCAAUUUUGCACGCACUGGUAAUCCGAACAUGAACACUGAUGGCACCAUAGACAGUCGAAGGAGAUGGCCUCAGUUUACAGUUACUGAGCAAAAGUAUGUAGGUUUGAAUACAGAGCCAAUGAAGGUGUACAAGGGACUAAGAACACAGGUUUGUGCUCUGUGGACCCGAUUUCUGCCCAGACUGCUUAACAUCACAGACAACAUUGAUGAUGUUGAGCGACAGUGGAAAGUGGAGUUCCAGCGCUGGAGCUCUUACAUGAUGCACUGGAAGAGCCAGUUCGACCAUUACAGCAAGCAGGAGCGCUGUACAGAUCUCUAGAUUAUUCUGACAUAAAUGUUUAAGAGCGCAAAUCAAAGAAGCGAAGAUUGAUGACCAUAUUCCUUAAAAUUCUCCUUUCAAAAUGGCAAUAGUUGCCACAGCUCCACAAAACCUUCUCUUUCGUUACUAUCUUUAAGUAGGCAUGAGAAUGAAUCUGUGAAUGUUGCACUUACCUGUUUUGUGCAUAGUUUUAUUUUCCUCUCUAUGUAGUUUAUUGUUCUUCUCACAAUUAUAUUACAUGUAUAUACCGUUUAUACACACACAAGCUGCUAUGACAGAUUAAGUGCUAUGGUCAUCAAAUAUAUCAGAAAAAAAUGUUAUAUUUGCGAUAUUACCUCUGAAAAGUGAGUCUCUACGUCUAUAUUUUCCACUGGAACCUCUCAUUUACUCCGGUCCUCAGGAUUCCACAUUUUUUUAGAUUCGUUACGUUCUUGCAGGCUUCAAUUAUGGCUGCUUCACCGUGUGUCUAUCUGUCCAUUAAUCUCCAUUCUGCAUCCACCAUAUCCGUUCAGCAUUUCGUGUAGUCCUUUGUCAUGUGAACUUGUCUGCUGUCUCUGGGCUAAUUCAACACAGCCAGUUUUGCAGACAUCAGAAGGUGUUUAAUUUCAUGUAUGCUGGCUAAACUUACUGAUUCAUGUUUCUGUGUGGGCAAGUGUGUGUGAAUAUACGAAAUUGUAAACUUGUUUUAAUUUCGAUUGAUACACACAUUGCAUGCAUUCUAGUGCCCACGGCAUGACUAUUUUUUUUAUGUACAUAUGCUUGUGUGUGUGAGAGAGAGAGUAUGUUUACCAUAUAUCCACUGCAUAGGUCAGUAUAUGUGUUGAUAUGUAUAAUACCACUCCUCUGCUUUGUUCCGACUUCAUAUGGGCAUUGUACGUUUUAUUCUAGAAAGAAAAAGAGCAUGGUUAGUAUGAGUAAUGUUGUCUGUGUGCCAAGGGGUCAAUAUCAUUUUUUACCUCUGCAGUCUCCCUCUCUUGAUGGGAAAGGAUUCUCAUUACGAUAAUGGAGGGAGAGUAAUUUACUUAGUGCUCAUUUGAAAUGACAGCCCGCUGUGUCAGCUAUACCCCCAGCCCCACCUUCACCCUCUUUUGAUGCAGUGGGAGGAUGAUAACGGAAAACACAGGCAAAGUAAAGAUGUGAAGGCAAAAAAUACAGGGUUACAAAAGCCACUCCUGUUACAUGUUCUAUAUUUAUUUUUAUCUUUUUUAAUUUAAAUUAUUUGCAUGUUUGCAUCAAGUGAAGUUGGCUUAUAUAUUUGCAUCAAAAAUCAUGUUUUUAGUGUGCAUACAUCAAAGAAAAUAUUUUAUUUGUGUGUAUUUAUUACAGUUGUGGAACUGCAUACAUAUAUUUGCCUGUAAAUCUGGAUCAAACAUUAUUUUGUAUUUUACAGUGUGAAUGUAUCAUCUGUUCUCAUAUACACGGUCCCAGUUUGCAUUUCAUGUUUAUUAUUUACCUGCUGAAUUUGUAAAUGUCUGUUUAUGCCCGUCAGCCUGUUUUUACCAAACCUAUAUCAGUGUAUUCAUGCAGUACUAUUUAUCAACCGUUUUGGUGACACGGUGAAAGGGAUCUGAGUCUCUUGUUUGUUAUGCGAGACGAUGUGUUGAACGGGUCUUUGAUCACUCAAAACAAUAGGCUGUCAUUAAGCAUUCAGCCUUUAAAUAUGACUGGAAUAAUGUUGUUUACUAAAAACAUGUCAUUUAAAAUAAAAUAUCUAUACUAGCUAUAGGAAAUGGCAUGCAAGAAAAUAACAUUAUGUUAAGGACAGCUGCUUUUGCACUUCUUGUCAAGUUAAAAGCCCACAUAUCUUAUCCACUUCAUGAAAUCCACUUGUGCAUGCCCCAGACCCCUCCUUUUCCUCUGUGUUCUGUGGUUUAAAAUGACUGUUAUCCUCUCUGACAAUAUCAGUGCUUAUGUCUAUUGUUAAUGUUACAGUUUAUAGCUAUACAAAUAUUAUGAUAGCCCAGAGAGAUAUAUUGAUGUUAGCAAUAACAAAAUACACUUGUAAAUGAAUAUAGUUAUUUGAAUGCAUUGAUGCUGUAAUGUAAUUGUCUUGAUUGAUUAACAAAAAAAAUGAAACAAAAAAUUUGACAACAUUGAUCAUCAAAGCAAUAUAGAGUGCCAUAUGCUAUCUUACAGAUAUUUUUAAUGUGUGAUCACUUUUGUUUGUCUGCAUUUCUUUAACUUUAAACAUGUCAUUGCCAUAAAGUCAUUUUAGGCUAAUUAUUAUUUGUCAAAUGUUGCCAACAAGGAUAUCUGCCUUUUAAUUACAUUUCAAAAUAUGUCUCCUACAAAUCCAUACAGUUGUGUCACAGUUGUAUUCUGUUCUUCUACAUAGAUGUUAUAAUAACACUAAUUGUUGUUCUUGUUAUUUAUUUUUUAAUUAUUUGGUCCAGAUAUUGCUGUCAAAUUAGUGCCAAACAUGUAAAUUGACAGCAUCGUGCAAAUCUUCUGCAUGGUGUUAAAUGUCAUAUCCGCCAUCUCUGGGCACCAUAUCAGAAGCUGUCAAUGCAACAUCAAUAAACAGUUAAAAAUCAAAUUUAA
Messenger RNA from Misgurnus anguillicaudatus (oriental weatherfish), 4706 nucleotides. NCBI's taxonomy places the organism in Eukaryota, Metazoa, Chordata, Actinopteri, Cypriniformes, Cobitidae. The record is from RefSeq and is a predicted model, not a curated record.